Messenger RNA from Rotaria sordida, 441 nucleotides. The record is from the annotation of a GenBank genome assembly. Lineage: Eukaryota; Metazoa; Rotifera; Eurotatoria; Philodinida; Philodinidae.
AUGGAGAAUCAUAUACCGACAAUUAUUUGGCUCGAUUCAAAUUCAAUCGAUACAGGCAAUAGCUUUCUUUCAAAAUUAAGAAUUCAUCAAUAUGUACAAACAUUUACUGAAGUUCAUCCAUGCCUCUCUUAUAUCAAUUCUCAUUUAGAACAAGCAAUUAUUCUUAUUGCUUCUGAUUCAUUUGCUUCACAAAUCGUACCAUUAAUCUUUGAUUCUCCUAAUGUUCUUAUAACAUUCGUCUUUUAUGCAUCAAUAAAAGCACAUACCGAUUGGACGAUAAAUUAUUAUGAUAAAUUAAUGAUGUUCGAUCAUGAAGAUGAUUUAUUACAGAGAUUAUGGUUACAAGUUGAAGAAUACCUACGUGAACAAGCGAAACAGUAUCUUAAAAAAGCAGAUGAACUCAAGGCACGUGCAAAACAAUUCAAACAAUCGUGUGGUUAA